This is a messenger RNA of Protopolystoma xenopodis, 318 nucleotides long. The record is from the annotation of a GenBank genome assembly. Lineage: Eukaryota; Metazoa; Platyhelminthes; Monogenea; Polystomatidea; Polystomatidae.
AUGUGCGUAUUUCAUCCCUGUUUAUUUAAAUCUUUUUUUCUAUUACUCUACAGCAAUGCACUCUCCUCCAGUGAUGCUUUAGAGCUUCUAGUAGGCAAAUCAUGGAAAGAGCGACAAGAGGGCCUAAAUCAACUUAAUCAACUGUUGUCCGAGCAUAAGUUCAUCGAAGGUUCUGGGCAGAUUAUUCAGGAAACACUGGCCCGUCUCGCUAAGAGCUGCUGUGAUGUUAAUAAGAUCAUCGGAAAGAACUCCUUGGUCCUCCUAGAGACCUUCGCAAAAGCGAUGCGUUGCUCGGACGCAGCGAAGCUUGUCAAGUGA